AUGUUUAAUAUAGUAAAUUCUACAUGUCAGUGUCUUCGAGAGUGUGGGAGGGUUUCAGCGAAGAACGCCUGCCUAGCUGAUGCUGCUGGUGUUCUUUAUCUUCAUGCCAAGGCCAUUCGCUCCAAAGUGCGGCGACGCGCAAAUGCGAUGCAUGGUGGACAUCCCAAGUCGGGACGCCACGGUGUCGCUGCUGCUGCCAGCAGCACUGUGUCCACACCCAUGGGGUUGCAGGUGCUGCGAGGGUCAGCCGGCUAUGCUAAAGUGGCUCCUUCCUUGGGCGAGAAAUGGAGGAUGAAUGAAGAGUUGAUGGACAACGGCUUUUCGAGGCUCUCCGAGGUUCAAGCCAGUGGCUUGUUGGAUCAGUGCAUCAGGAUCUCGGGGCGCGCGCUCGGGAAGGUCUUGGAGACGCCUGACAUGAAAUAUCGACAGCUGGACAUGGAGAAGCCCAAGGUGGCCGGCAUCUUGUCGACCCCCGGCAUCCUUGAAAUCUUCUAUGGUGCAGGGUGGGUCGAGGAAGACAAUUGGCUGGUAUUGCCAGAAGGCACUCCUUUUGAGCUCACGCAGCGUGCCGUGGAAGGUUUGCAAAGGGAGCAGCGACGUCGAGCCACCGUCGGGUUGCCCAGCGGAGUACAGAGCACAGCCCAGAAUCCCAAUGAGCGCCUUGGACAGAGCUUGGCUCGAAGCACAGCCUUUGAAGAAGGGCGCCGGUUCAACCCAUGGGAUGGAAAGCUCUACACCUUCAAGGAGUUGGAGAAGUGCCUCAGCACGGCAGACUUGACUCUUGCAGAAAUCCAGGAGCACUGGGCCCACAGAUGUCGGCCAGUUGCGCAGAAGGAAGGGGCUGCCAUUGGUGGGCCCGAAGUGCCUGUGGCUUCAGAACCGCAGGUGGAGGCCUGGCAGCAGAUGUGGAGGAUCCAAUCCAUCAAUCGCAUGUGGACCUCGGCUGAUCUUGCGCACGUCCAUGCCAUCAGCGGCGCGGCCUAUCUUGCAUUAGGCGCUUUCGUGUUGCUGUAUACCUCCAUGACCGAUCUCAUGGCUCUCAAUGGGAGCUGGGUGCAGGCCUCGGAGUUUACUGCUCCGGUGCUUCCCAUGGAGGUGAAGCUGGUGGCACUCUGGACUGGAGUCUUGAACGCCCUCAGCGGCCUUCAGCCAAGCCUCCUGGGCCCGCGCAGAGAUGUUCUAAAGCUCCUGGGCUUCGGCAGCACCGGCGAUGUGAAGACGGGCGGUUUCCUGAACGCAGCUGCGUUCUACAUGGUUCUGGCUUAUCAAGCAGCUCGGGCUGUCUGGCCGGAGCUUUCCAUCCUAGAUCCCAUCGUCGGAGGACUCACCUUGCUGCUGGUAGCCCAUCAGGCCUUCAUUCUCAAUUGCUGGGUCCAAAGUGGUCAGAUGCACCGAGUGGACUCCUUCCUGGUGCCGGGCAUGUUCAAUCUUCCGGUAUCCUUGCAUCUCCUGGCCGGCAGCCAGGUGCAGGGCAAUGCUUGGUGA
This is a messenger RNA of Symbiodinium natans, 1485 nucleotides long. Lineage: Eukaryota; Dinophyceae; Suessiales; Symbiodiniaceae. The record is from the annotation of a GenBank genome assembly.